CAUAACCAUUUGCUGUCAGUUUGAUUGGACCGAGUACAAUUUUUGCGACGACAAGCGACAAGAAUAGAAAAAUUGAAUCUCUUCUCGUGAAAAGGUUCCCCCCGCAGGACCAUCAUCGAUCGCAGGCAGAAAUAAAUAAAUCAAUUUCCAUUACACAUUAUUUAUUGGUUACUAUAAAGUCAAUUCGUUAAAUCAUCUCGAAAAAGUUCAAAAAAAAAAAGAAAAAGAAAAAAAGUAUAAGGAAAAGAACGAACAAAAAAUAAAUCGAUAAACUCUUUUUAGCACGGUGAACAUCCGUGUAUACAAAUUUUGCGCAUGAACAAGAGUCUGCUCCGAAGACGUCGUCGUUUUCUACGUCGGCCGUGAGAAAAUAUAAUUUUUGCAAGUGGAGAAUUUUUUUCAUUCAUGUCGCCACACAAAAUCGACGAAUUCAAAUCCCCAGCAAUAAUCUUUAGAUAGUCACUAAACUAAAAAGACCAAAUCGUUAAGAAAGUGUCAAAGUGACGACGAAUAAAAAAAAGUGUAAUUUUUCUUGUUAAUAAAACAAGAUAAAGGAUUAAAGAAUCCUCAUUGAAAUUAAGAGAAUAUAAUUCUAUAGAAAUUGGAUAAAAAAGUCCAAAGGUGAAAAAAACAAACAAACUCCCAUAAAUCAUGUCUAACCUGAAGAGAUUCGACGACGAGCAGAGUGAGAGCGAAUAUGGACGUGUCUAUGCUGUGUCUGGUCCAGUCGUUACAGCAGAAUGUAUGUCCGGAUCGGCUAUGUACGAGUUGGUGCGUGUCGGCUACUAUGAACUCGUAGGAGAGAUUAUUCGUCUUGAAGGUGACAUGGCCACCAUUCAAGUAUACGAAGAAACAUCUGGUGUCACUGUCGGAGAUCCUGUAUUGCGUACAGGCAAGCCAUUGUCUGUUGAAUUGGGUCCUGGUAUUAUGAGCAGUAUUUUUGACGGUAUCCAGCGACCAUUGAAGGACAUUAAUGAACUCACCUCCUCCAUCUACAUCCCCAAAGGUGUAAAUGUGCCAUCAUUGUCACGCACCCACACAUGGGACUUUAAUCCCCUCAACGUUAAAGUUGGAGCACAUAUCACAGGAGGAGAUUUGUACGGUAUGGUGCACGAGAACUCGCUAGUCAAGCACAAAAUGAUUGUUCCACCACGUGCCAGGGGAACAGUACGUUAUAUCGCCCCAGCUGGCAACUACACAGUUGAGGAUGUAGUUUUGGAAACAGAAUUCGAUGGGGAAAUUAGCAAGCACACUAUGUUGCAAGUCUGGCCAGUGCGUCAGCCACGUCCAGUCACAGAGAAAUUACCCGCCAAUCAUCCCUUGUUGACUGGUCAACGUGUUUUGGAUUCGUUGUUCCCUUGUGUUCAAGGCGGUACCACUGCCAUUCCCGGAGCUUUCGGUUGUGGCAAGACUGUCAUUUCCCAGGCUUUGUCUAAGUACUCCAACUCUGAUGUCAUCAUUUAUGUCGGUUGCGGAGAACGUGGUAAUGAAAUGUCUGAAGUACUUCGUGACUUCCCCGAGUUGUCUGUUGAAAUUGAUGGUGUCACUGAGUCCAUCAUGAAGCGUACAGCUCUUGUUGCCAACACAUCCAACAUGCCUGUGGCAGCUCGUGAGGCUUCGAUCUACACUGGAAUCACCCUUUCCGAGUACUUCCGUGACAUGGGUUACAAUGUCUCCAUGAUGGCUGAUUCAACCUCCCGUUGGGCUGAGGCUCUUCGUGAAAUCUCUGGUCGUCUCGCUGAAAUGCCUGCCGAUUCCGGUUACCCAGCUUACUUGGGUGCCCGUUUGGCCUCCUUCUACGAACGUGCCGGUCGCGUUAAGUGUUUGGGUAACCCAGAACGUGAGGGUUCCGUGUCCAUCGUCGGAGCUGUAUCACCUCCUGGUGGUGAUUUCUCCGAUCCCGUCACAUCAGCUACUCUUGGUAUUGUCCAAGUGUUUUGGGGUUUGGACAAAAAGUUGGCCCAGCGCAAACAUUUCCCCUCCAUCAACUGGCUCAUUUCGUACAGUAAAUACACUCGAGCUUUAGACGACUUUUACGAUAAAAACUUCCCCGAAUUCGUCCCCCUACGAACCAAAGUUAAGGAAAUCAUGCAGGAAGAGGAAGAUCUUUCAGAAAUUGUGCAGCUAGUCGGUAAGGCAUCAUUGGCCGAAACCGAUAAAAUCACACUCGAAGUAGCUAAGUUGCUGAAGGAUGAUUUCCUGCAACAGAACUCCUAUUCGUCAUAUGAUCGUUUCUGCCCGUUCUAUAAAACCGUCGGUAUGUUGAGGAAUAUGAUUGCUUUCUAUGAUAUGGCGCGUCAUUCAGUUGAGUCGACAGCUCAAUCAGAGAACAAAAUCACGUGGAAUUUGAUUAGGGAAUCAAUGGGCAAUAUCAUGUACCAGCUCUCUUCUAUGAAGUUCAAGGAUCCAGUUAAGGAUGGCGAAGCUAAGAUCAAAGCAGAUUUUGACCAACUUCAUGAGGACCUUCAACAAGCCUUCAGAAAUUUGGAAGAUUAAGCUCUCUAGCCCACCCUGUAGCUCUCUAACCAUCCCAGUUUACGUUAAUCGUUACUUAGUUUUAAUUAAAAAAAAAACAACAAA
Messenger RNA from Episyrphus balteatus (marmalade hoverfly), 2580 nucleotides. Its product is annotated as V-type proton ATPase catalytic subunit A-like. Gene Ontology annotation, molecular function: ATP hydrolysis activity; proton-transporting ATPase activity, rotational mechanism; ATP binding. The transcript is spliced from 5 exons. NCBI's taxonomy places the organism in Eukaryota, Metazoa, Arthropoda, Insecta, Diptera, Syrphidae. Gene Ontology annotation, cellular component: lysosomal membrane; proton-transporting V-type ATPase, V1 domain. The coding region runs from base 652 to 2496 and encodes 614 amino acids. The record is from RefSeq and is a predicted model, not a curated record. Gene Ontology annotation, biological process: proton transmembrane transport; ATP metabolic process.